AUGCCAUCUUUCUACAACCCUGGCCUCCUUGGCCUGCCACCUACUCCGCCUCAUCUUCAUGGAAACGGCAAAAUGGAACUAGACCCUCCAUUCUUCGUUACUGGUCAUACUUCCUUUCCUCCACGAUAUCCCCAAACUGGCUGUGAAUUCAUCGAACAGUACUCCCAGGCAACCUCUUUUGUCAAGUCGGCACCAGCCAAUUCUCAACAAACCACGAUGUCUAUUCGAGGCGGUCGCGACUAUGCAGCAGCUCUUCACCAGCAACAGCAACAGCAGCAUCAGCACAGCCUAGCUCAGUCGCAAUUGGGAGGUCCCCAGUCUCUGUAUGGAGUGGUGUCGAACAACGUUCCAACUUUGCCCCCCAUUCGAUCGAACUUGCACAUGCCAGCCAGUUCUGAAUCCGCAAUUCCGCCCCAGUACCGUCAUCACGAUGCCCACAUCCCGGCGGAAACCCGUAUCAAGGAGGAAAAGCCUACUGGUGGAGUUGCCGCUCACCUCGAUUACGAGAUGGAUCAGAUGUCCGAUUUCGUUGCCGAAACGGCCCAGGGAAUGUAUGCAUUGUACAGCUCCGGAAUCAAUCUAGAUGAUAUUGACAUGCUUGGAAGCGUCUAUCCAGGACAGACAAUUGUMCCCCCGCCAUUCCGGAAAUACGUACACCAAAUUCUUUCCUCGACGCGUCUCCCUAGUUCGACUAUAUUGCUUGGCCUCUUCUAUUUGGCCACCCGGAUGCGUAUGCUCUCUGCCAAGGGCGUUUAUGCUACUGGUACUGGACAGGUCUACAGAAUGUUAACCACAGCUCUGCUGCUGGGCAGUAAGUUCUUGGACGACAACACUUUCCAGAACCGUUCAUGGGCCGAGGUCAGCAACAUCUCGGUAUCUGAGCUCAACACCAUGGAACUGGAUUGGCUGUUCGCUUUCGAGUGGAAGAUCCAUGAGCGUAUUCACAACAAGAAGGACGGGUUUGGUAUUUGGUUGGCCCGUUGGGAAACUUACAAGACGACUAUGGCCUCACAAAACAAAGUUCGUCAAAAGUUAUCCCCGAUUGACACAAACAUCACGAGGCAACUCACCAUUCCUAAGCCUCUCAUGUCCCCCGACGGUCCGAUCCCCCCGCAAUAUCAACGAACCACUGGGUACGAGAACACAUGGUUGAAUCCUACUGCCUGUGAAUAUUCUCCUCCUUCCGCUCCACACAGUGGCCCUAACACGCCUGACUACUACAAUGGAGGAGCGUGGAUGUAUUCGAAUCCUCCACCUCCAUACACGCGUACAUGGGCUUCACAAACGGAGUAUCCUUCUUUUCCCCACCCUCCUCGUUCACAACCACCGUCGUACCAUCAUACACCAGUGUACACUGCGCCUAUGAAUCACUCCGUCUGGACUGGUCAUGGCUCUUCCUGUGGCUGCAGUUACUGCUUGAAGCAUCAUGAACAUUAUUUUAGCGGUCACACUUUUUCAACCCUUCAACCUAUGGUUGCUGGAUGA
Talaromyces amestolkiae is the source of this 1485-nucleotide messenger RNA. RefSeq lists its product as uncharacterized. The record is from RefSeq and is a predicted model, not a curated record. Gene Ontology annotation, molecular function: cyclin-dependent protein serine/threonine kinase regulator activity; protein kinase binding. Gene Ontology annotation, biological process: regulation of cyclin-dependent protein serine/threonine kinase activity. The transcript has a single exon. The coding region runs from base 1 to 1485 and encodes 494 amino acids. Gene Ontology annotation, cellular component: nucleus; cyclin-dependent protein kinase holoenzyme complex. NCBI's taxonomy places the organism in Eukaryota, Fungi, Ascomycota, Eurotiomycetes, Eurotiales, Trichocomaceae.